Messenger RNA from Leptinotarsa decemlineata (Colorado potato beetle), 1461 nucleotides. RefSeq names its product zinc finger protein 85-like. NCBI's taxonomy places the organism in Eukaryota, Metazoa, Arthropoda, Insecta, Coleoptera, Chrysomelidae. The record is from RefSeq and is a predicted model, not a curated record.
GAUUCAUACCGGUGGAAAACCAUUUCAAUGUAAAAUCUGUUCGAAGUCAUUCAAUCAAAGUAAUUGUUUGAAAAAACACGAAAUGAUUCAUACCGGUGAAAAACCAUUUAAAUGUCAAAUCUGUUCAAAAUCAUUCAAUCAGUGUAGUCAUUUGAAACAACAUGAAAGAAUUCAUACCGGUGAAAAACCAUUUCAAUGUAAAAUCUGUUUGAAGUCAUUCAGUCAAAGUAGUAUUUUGAGAAAUCACGAAUUGAUUCAUACUGGUGAAAAAUCAUUCAAAUGUGAAAUCUGUUCGAAGUCAUUCUAUCAAAAUAGUAGUUUGAAAAUACACGAAAUGAUUCAUACCAGUGAAAAACCAUUUAAAUGUAAAAUCUGUUCGAAGUCAUUCAAUCAAAAUAAUUCUUUGAAAAAACACGAAAUUAUUCAUACCAGUGAAAAACCAUUUAAAUGUAAAAUCUGUUCGAAGUCAUACAAUCGUCGUAGUGUUUUGAGAAUUCACGAAAUUAUUCAUACUGGUGAAAAAUUCAAAUGUAAAAUAUGUUUGAAGUCAUUCAGCCAUCGUAGUAGUUUGAGAAAUCACGGCAUGAUUCAUACUGGUGAAAAACCAUUUAAAUGUAAAAUCUGUUCGAAGUCAUUUAAUCGAAGUAAUUGUUUGAAAAAACACGAAAUGGUUCAUACCGGUGAAAAACCAUUUAAAUGUAAAUUCUGUUCGAAGUCUUUCAUUGAUUGUAGUAAUUUGAAAAAACACGAAUGGAUUCAUACUGGUGAAAAACCAUUUCAAUGUAAAAUCUGUUCGAAGUCAUUCAGUGCUUGUAGUAGUUUGAAAACACAUGAAAGGAUUCAUACCGGUGAAAAACCAUUUCAAUGUAAAAUCUGUUCAAAGUCAUUCAAUCAACGUUGUAGUUUGAAAAAACACGUAAGGAUUCAUACCGGUGAAAAACCAUUCAAAUGUAAAAACUGUUUGAAGUCAUUCAAUCAAUGUAGUAGUUUGAAAACUCACACAAUAAUUCAUACUGGUGAAAAACCAUUUAAAUGUAAAAUCUGUUCGAAGUCAUUCAAUCGAAGUAGUGGUUUGGAAAAACACGAAAUGAUUCAUACCGGUGAAAAACCAUUUCAAUGUGGAAAUUGCCUAAAGUAAUAUAGUCAAGUUAGCAAGUUGAAAAAACGUGAAAAAAUUCAUACUGUCGAAAAGCAAUUUCAAUGUGAAUUCUGCUCAAAGUCAUUCAAUCAAUUUGGUAAUAUGAAAAUAUAUGAAGAGAUUUAUACUGGCAAGAAUCCAUUUCACUGACAAAUUUGCUCUAAAUAAUUCAUUAAACGAGGAAAUGAUUCAAAUAUAUAUUUUUUAUAUUAUGGGCACGGAGUAGGAUAUUUCUGGGAAACUACCGACUGGACUGCAAUAAGUUAUCAUUCAAUAUCAAUAUAACUAGCAUACUUACCUUCCACUGUAACUUACCUGAGAUC